AUGGAACAGCUGGCUGGAUCUUUGAUGACACAUGAACUUCACUUAGGAACUAAUGCUGAAAGUUCCAAGAACAAGAGUCUGGCGUUGAAAGCUCAAGACACUAAUGAGUCAGAAGUUGAUGAAGAUGAGAUGGCCAUGCUGGUGAGAAGAUUCAAGAAGAUGCUUGGUAACAGGAAGUAUGAUAGGAACAAGAAAUUUUCAAGUUCCAAAGAAACUACUUGUUUCAAGUGUGGUUUAAAAGAUCACUUCAUUAGAGACUGUCCUCUAAAGGAAAAUGAUAGAGAAAAGUUAAAAGGAAAUGAUCAAUCAAAAGACUCCAAAGCUUACAAGCCACCUUUUUCAAAGGUUCCAGUGAGGGGGAACAACAUGUGGUACUCCGACAGCGGUUGUUCUAAGCACAUGAUUAGAGAUAAAACUAGAUUUCUCUCACUGGACACUUACUAUGGUGAGACUGUGACCUUUGGAGAUAACAUGAAAGAAGAAACUCGUAAAGGGAACACUUAUAAAGUGGAUCUCAACGAGGUUCCAAAUAGUAGUUUAACAUGUCUUAGUGUCAUUAAGGAUGAUCCUCUACUAUGGCAUAAGAGAUUUGGUUAUGCCGGUUUUUCUUUACUUGAUAAGCUUAUAUCUAAGGAACUUGUGGAAGGUCUUCCAUUUAUCAAGUUCCUAAAUGAUAAAGUUUGUCAUGCUUGUGUUAGAGGAAGACCUAAAUGA
Messenger RNA from Chenopodium quinoa (quinoa), 714 nucleotides. RefSeq lists its product as uncharacterized. Bases 1 to 714 code for a protein of 237 amino acids. NCBI's taxonomy places the organism in Eukaryota, Viridiplantae, Streptophyta, Magnoliopsida, Caryophyllales, Amaranthaceae. The record is from RefSeq and is a predicted model, not a curated record. Gene Ontology annotation, molecular function: nucleic acid binding; zinc ion binding. The transcript is spliced from 3 exons.